Messenger RNA from Scaptodrosophila lebanonensis, 4294 nucleotides. RefSeq names its product centrosome-associated zinc finger protein CP190 (gene Cp190). The transcript has 5 exons. NCBI's taxonomy places the organism in Eukaryota, Metazoa, Arthropoda, Insecta, Diptera, Drosophilidae. Gene Ontology annotation, biological process: regulation of transcription by RNA polymerase II. The coding region runs from base 232 to 3663 and encodes 1143 amino acids. The record is from RefSeq and is a predicted model, not a curated record. Gene Ontology annotation, cellular component: nucleus. Gene Ontology annotation, molecular function: DNA-binding transcription factor activity, RNA polymerase II-specific; protein binding; RNA polymerase II cis-regulatory region sequence-specific DNA binding.
UUUGUUGUGUGAAAUUAAAAUAUUUGAACGAAUGUACAAGUCUAAAAGGAGGAAGUCGUAAUGAAAUGUAGUUUACUUGACUACAGCUAUUAUUAGUGAUUUGAAUUGAACAUGAACGUGUAAAUAUUUGCGCCACCAGCACAUAGAGAGCAACGAGCAGAGCAAUCGCCGUGCGUAAUAAGAUAAAUACAAUUUAAAGGAUAGAUUGAAACCUACUGCAUCGUGGCCAAAAUGGGAGAGGUUAAAUCCGUUAAGGUGGAUAACUGGGGAGUCUUCUUUCUGCAGAAGCUGCAGAAUUUCUUCAACAAAACUGACUAUUGUGACUUAACGCUCCAGUUUCGUGACAAUUCACAAUUAAAAGUGCAUCGCCUGGUGUUGAGUGCUUGCACGGACUACUUUAAUGUGCUGGAGCAAACCUGUGAAAUGGUCGACGAUGCACUUAUAAUGCCAAACGAAUUCCAGGCGGAUGUGGUGGUGCCCAUUGUCAAUUUUAUGUACACGGGCACCCUGGAGUUCGAGUUGAAAAUGUAUGGCAAACUGUUGCGCACAGCCAAGGAGAUGAACAUGACAGUGUUAUUAAAACUACUAGAGGCACAUCGCCGCACAAUGGAAAAUGUGAAUCGGCAGCAAAGACCCCCCAGUCCUAAGGGUGUACGUCGUCGUCCAGUUGGGCCAGUCACCAAUGUACCACAGCAACGCGUCACCUCACCUCAGAGCCGCACACCACUUUACACCACUGGUACUGUGGUUUCGACCACAAUUCGUCGCACCGAGCCGAGUACACAACGUCCGGUACCCAAGUCCGUAACACCUUUAAUGCGCACGGGUGGCGUUAAUAAUCGGACUCAGUACAUAACCACGAGCACGGAAACGUCGCCAGCUACUAUGAAACAGGAAGCGCAGCCGACAUCGCCGUUUGAGCAGCUACGCAAAGGUUACAACAAUAACAAGAGACCCGCGCAAACCAGCCUACUAUCGCCCCCAUCUAAAAAGCCAAGUCUGGAGGAUGUCAAAGAGUUUGCCGAGCAGCAACGAAUGCGAAAGCAAAUUGCCGCAGAAUAUGGUGACAAUGAUCAGGAGUACGAUGGCAUGAUGUUGUAUGAUGAUGUACAUGCCGGCGAUGAUGACGAUGAUGAUUUGCCCCCGCAGCCAUCCACGUCGAAGCAACAACCGCAACAGCAACAUCAAACGCAGGUCACUGCACAAUCUGGAACACAAACCACACAAAUGGAGCACGGCACUACCACAAUUAUACUCAAACAAGAAUCACCCAGCCAAACACCCACAAUCAUUGUCAAGGAUUCAUCAAACACGAAAUUAAAUCAUACAAAAAUUAUAGCGGAGGUACUGCGCCAAUAUCCACACAUUGUUAAGGGCCAUAAAAACAUUAAACUAAAGAUCAUGCCGAAUACGCCGGCGAGCCCUGAAAAACAAACGCCUGCACCACGUAACUCGCCGGCACCGGCAGUCGCUCAACAGUCAACGUCACCGCAUAAGAAGCUUCACGUGUCUUUUAAGUCGGACAAAACGACGCCAAUGAUAACACCGACGCAAAAGACGAUCUUACGUGAAACAACCAUACAGAAACUGCCCACUCAAAAUUCACAGCAAACGGCAGCGGCGGCGACGGCAUCUACAAGCUCCUCGGCCUCUGCAGCCGAAUCGACGCCCCAAAAACGACGAAUCGAUAGUAAAACGAUGCAUGCGCUGAUUGCCUUGGGUGCUGAAAACACCACAGGACCUUGGCUCUGCUUGCGUUGCGGCGUCAAUGGGCGCCCGAUCAGCAUUCCAUCAUAUCGUGGAUUCCGCCGACAUUUGAUGAACACACAUAAAGAAACCAUCGAUACAGCACUUUGUGAGCACUGCGGCUGGCGUUCAAGCAACAAUCGAGAGCUGCAUUUCCACAUGUACUCGGAGCACCAGAUCAAAUCAAUGCUCUACAAUUUUAAUGAGUGCGCGCUGUGCAAUCAGUCUUAUAUGACAAAAGCUGAGCUGGACAGUCACAUUAAUGAAGCACAUACAGACGAUAAUAAACAGCAGUGCAUUUAUUGCAACAAGGUGUUCGAUCAGGAGAUACAAUUGUAUCGGCACAUGAAGAGUUCCCACAAGACCCAGGCUCUAGAGGAUGGCAUUAUCGAUGAGACAGAUGAGGAGUAUCUUGUUUCGCAGGACGAAGAAGAUGAUGUGGGCAACGAGGAUCAACAGACACAUGGUGACGAAAAAGUUCGUAUAUUAUCCGAUAUAAGCUUGCCAGCAAACAGUGCCAUAGCACAAUCGCAAGAGGAGCAAUUAUUACAGCAAGCCACCCAAGAGCAGGAGGUAAAGUUUGUUGGCGCAGAUGGCAAUGAGGUCGAGUUAACCGAAGAACAGCGCAAAGAGAUAUUGUCGCAGUUGAGCCAACAGCAGGCAGGAGCUGGAGCCGGUGGAGUUGUAAUGGUUCUUAGCGAACCCGACGGCGACACCAAACAGGACGGUGACGAUAAGUCCGCCACAGAAGAGGAAUAUGAUGACACUCAAAUUUACAGUGAGCUUGGCGGCGCAGCAUCGGCAGACGACAGCAAAAAGAGCGAAUUAAAUGAUAGUGCGCCUGAUGAGAGCAAGGAUACCAUCGACAAUUUGGAGUGGGCAGAAAAUCUUAUAUCCGAGCAGGAAAUGGAGGCGGAGCAGAGCAGCAAAGAACGUAAACCAGAAAACUGGCGUGACGACAUAAGUGAAAAGUUAAAGGAACUCACUGGUGAUUGGACCGAGGACGAAAAUGAAGAUGAUCCAAUGGAAGAGACGAGUCUAAACAAUGACAAGUCUGCCGCUGCUACAACAACAACAAAACAAGAUGAAAAGCCAGUAGAGAAAGAAGAAUUAGUAGAAGUAGAAGAAGAAACAAUCGCCGAAGACCCUCAACAAAAGAAUGCUGCCGAAGCUGAUGCUGCUGAUAUUGAAGAAACAGAACAGAUCAGUGCCGAAGUUCAAGCAGCAGUCGAAGCUGCAAUCUCCAUCGAAAGUACAAAUAAAGAAACGGAGGCUGGCCAGGAAAAGAUGGAUGUUGACAGUUUGAUAAAUACAACAACAGCUGCAGCGACAGGCAGUGAAAGGGCAGAAGAAGCCGUGGAUGAUGAUGAAGAUGUGAAAAAAUUACUGUGCAUUAAGAAGGAAAACGAAACUGAGGAGGAAUUCAUUGCAGAACCUAAAGUCAAAGCAGAUACCACAGCGUCAGUGGAAACAUCCUCGGUUAAAGCUGCUGCUGCAACCGAGGAUGAUGUGCAUUUGGAGGCUGAGAAUAUCAGAAAGGAGUUGCUCGAUGAACUGAUUGCUCAGGCCGAGAAAGCGGUUCCUGAUGAUGAUGAUGUGCCGCCCACGCAAUUAUUGCCAUCCGAUAAAAUAAAAAUAGAGAAGGCGGAGCAACAAAAGGCAGCAGAAGCAUCGUUAACACCCGAAGCGAAAUCAGUAGCAUCAUCAGUCGAGCAGCAGGCAACGCCAACAACAACAACAGCUGCAGAAACCGCCACGACAACAUUAGCUGAGGAGCAGGCCAACACAAGUGAAGCCGCCAACAGCAGAGAGCAAGAGGCCGUCGACAGCGCUGAUAAGGUAAAGAGUCUAAUUAGCGAAUGGGUAGACGAUGAGGACGAGAAUGGGGUGAGCGCUGCAGCGAAGGAAGAGCUAUAAUUACUAGAUUUAUUUAUGUUUUAAGUUCGUUUUCUAAUGCGAAAGCGAUUUCAAUUGUAAAAUGCUAAACUCCUUACGGGCAGCCCGAAAGCCGACCCCCAAACUGUCAAACUGGCUAACCGGACAUUUAGUUUGGAAUAUCUCUAAACACACCGGUCCCCAUAAUAUGGCAUUGAUGUAAACCAAAAAUAUUUCGGUUUCUAUUGUAUAUUAAAUUGUUUAAAUAUCACAUAUUAUAUACAUACAAACACAAUUAUAAACGCAAUAUGUAUUGUUCGUACAUAUGAGUCUAUAGAUGCACGUAUAUAUGAAUCUAUAGAUGCACCAGAUGUUGUGUAAAAUACCAGAUAAAAUCUACAAUUUACGUGGAGGCCCCUACCCCAAUUGUUGUUUUUUUCAUGCUAGCAACACGUACAGCAACAUACAAAUUCAUUGGCAAUUUAACUUUUUUCUUUCAUUACCAUAACUAAUGUUUAAUUAAGCUCGUUUAUACAUUAAUAUACAAAAUUACUUAUACAAAAAUGUGUAGGUGUAAAGAUGCUGUUUUAAAUUUGAAACAUAAAAAUGUACAUGUGUAUGCAAUUUUAUAGAUAUACCCAUAUACAUAAUAUCUAUUGAAUUAUUUAGUAAU